CUGCGUCGGGCGCGGCGCUCCCGUCGUGCCUCGCGCAGCCGGAAGCGGAAGUGAGUGCGCUGGUAAUCAUGGUGCCGCCGGGGCGGGGAAGGAGGUGCUGCCGCUGCCGGGAGCUCGAUGCGUUCGAGGUGAGGGUAUCGCUGUGAGCGGCUGGAACCAUGGGGGAGAACAGCCCCGAGGGCAACGUCAUCUACUACGAGGUGGAGGACGACGACUUUGCCCAGGAUGAGAACAUGCUGAGGUUCACGGAGAAGAACGGGCUGGUUUCUUCGUCACCGGGGACGGUGUACGACAGGACGACCGUGCUGAUCGAGCAGGACCACAGCGUGCUGGAGGACGAAGAGGAUGAGGGACAGUGUGCUGACCACUUGCCUUUCCUGCCAGAGGGGCACGAAGAAGGAUUUCAUUUGAUAGCAGAUCAUGAAGGAAUGUCCCAGGGUUAUGUGCAACAUAUUAUUUCUCCAGAUCAGAUUCACCUAACAAUAAAUCCUGGUUCGACUCCUAUGCCGAGAAACAUCGAAGGAGCAACACUCACUUUGCAGUCUGAAUGCCCAGAAACGAAGCUGAAAGAAGUUAAGAGAUACCAGUGCACCUUUGAGGGCUGUCCACGCACCUAUAGCACUGCCGGCAACCUGCGCACUCACCAAAAGACACAUCGUGGGGAAUACACUUUUGUCUGCAAUCAAGAAGGCUGUGGCAAGGCCUUUCUUACCUCCUACAGCCUCAAAAUCCAUGUUCGAGUGCACACUAAGGAGAAGCCGUUUGAGUGUGACGUGCAGGGCUGUGAAAAGGCGUUCAAUACACUGUACAGGUUGAAAGCACAUCAGAGGCUUCACACAGGGAAAACGUUUAACUGUGAAUCAGAAGGCUGCAGUAAAUACUUCACAACGCACAGUGACCUGAGGAAGCACAUUCGGACACACACAGGAGAAAAGCCAUUUCGGUGUGAGCAUGACGGCUGUGGAAAGGCUUUUGCUGCAAGCCACCACCUUAAAACACACGUUAGGACACACACUGGGGAGAAACCCUUCUUCUGCCCCAGUAACGGCUGCGAGAAGACUUUCAGUACGCAGUAUAGUCUCAAGAGCCACAUGAAAGGUCAUGAGAAAGGACAUUCCUAUAAUGCACUUCCCAAUAACAACGUGUCUGAGGAUACGAGCCACUCACUUUGUUUGAGCGACUUGAGCCUCAUAUCAACAGACUCAGAAUUGCGGGAGAACUCUAAUCCAACACAUGGACAAGACCUGAGCACAAUCUCACCAGCAAGCAUCUUUGAGUCGAUGUUUCAGAGCCCAGAUCAUACUGCAAACCAGGACGAUUCCCAGCAGACAGCUGCCUUGAUUGAAGGUUUCAAUGGCGAUGCAGACUCAGUCCCCGCUGUUCCGCCUUCUGCAGGAGACUCAGCAUCGUUGUCUCUUCCACUCGUGUUGCAGCUUGGCAUCUCUGAGCCUUCGCAUCCAGCACUACAAGCCUCAGCAGCACCCGCUGCUCCCUCCUCUGUAGGAACCAGCUCACAGCAAGCUGCGUUUGGAAAUCCUGCAACUGUUUUACAGUCCCCAGAAGUGCCUGUUCCUCACAGCACACAGUUUGCAGCCAGUCACCAAGACUUCCUGCAGCACACUCAGACACCGCCACAGCCCAUCGUACAAGGACUUUCAGUGGUUGCUGGGGCAUCCGCCCCGACAGCGUCGAGUGCCACUGAGCCCCUGCCAGCAGUGGUUCAGACUGUGCCUGUUGGUGCGAACUCUGUUCUGACCAGUAAUCCCACUAUAACUAUUACUCCUUCGCAAAGCACCGCUAUUCUGCAGUCCAGCAUCGUCAUGGGAGAGCAAAACUUACAAUGGAUCUUAAAUGGUGCCACUGGUUCUCCUCAAAGCCAAGAACAAAUGCCACAAGUUCCAAAAGUAGUAGAAAAGGUGUUUUUUACCACUGCAUUACCAGUAGCUGGCAACACAGGAAGCCCUGUUCAGCAGAUUGGUCUCAGUGUUCCUGUCAUUAUUAUAAAGCAGGAGGAGGCCUGCCAGUGUCAGUGUGCCUGCCGAGACUCUGCCAAGGACAAAGCCAACAUUAAGAAGGAAUGUUCCUCACCUGAUUCUAAAGCUUCGGAGCAGCCAGCUCCCCAGCUGCAGCCUCAGACCUUUCCUUCCUCUUCCCCUUCUUCCUGUGGGCAGAGCAGUCAGAUAGUUAACCCUUCAGACUCACAGACUGAAUCGUUAAGUGCCAUGGAUGUAUCGGACUUCCUGUCCCUCCAAAGCCCUGAAACCCCAUCCAAUAUAAUUCCAAUCGAAGCACUACUGCAAGGUGAGGAAGAAAUGGGUUUAAAUAGCAGCUUCUCUAAGUGAAGAUGUUCCAGAUUUUCCUUUGCACCUGGAGGGUAAAACCCUUCUCCUUAGAAGCAGAAACUGAAGGAUCGAUUCUUUUUUUUUCCCUUCCUCCUCGGAAGUUUCGUGGCUUAUUUCUGCUUCACAGAUGUCAUCUUAGUCACGUCCCAGGUACAUCCAUCUUUGAGAAUCUAUCUAAAAAAAAAAAACAGAAAAGGAAAACAAAAAAAAAAAAGAAAAAGCUAAGUUAUAUAUGAACUGUUUUGGCUGCACUGUCUGUCACUUUUGCUUGUCAUAUGUGAACACAGAAAUUAAGAUUACUCGUGUGCAAAAAAAGAGUUUUAAAAGGAAAAAGGGGGGUUGGUUUGUCUCCAGUUGCACAUCGUGUUUGGGGUUAAGGUACUGGUGGCGAGUGGGUCUUUGUUACAACACCUUGGGUCUCUAAUUUUCUCUGUCUCUUACGGCUGACACUAAUCAUGCACUAUAAGGGGAGCUCGGGAAGGGAAUUUGCUGUCGUAGAAAACGGCGUUGUUGUGGAACUGCGAUAUCACGGGAAUGCGAUUGUCGCAUCGCUAAGUCGGGAGCUGAUGCCUGGGUUUGCUUUGUACUAACGCUGUUACUAAAGCCUACGGAAGCUUUUGGGGGGAGUUUGUUUUAGUAGAGCACAAGUACCUCGUGCUCCCGGUAGAUCUGUUAAUUUAAUUUCAUUAGGAUUUCAAAGCGUGGUGGCAGACACUGUUUCACGACGUGCAAACGCCAUCGGAGCCCCUGUUUACUCAGGCUCGAGAGCUGUUUCUUUGCCUCUGUCUGGAGGACGCAGCGAGCCCCAGGUUGGUGCCUGCUGCCCUUCUGAUCUGUUUGGCUCUGUUCAGGAACAAGUCCUCCUCCACCCCCCGCGACUGCUCGGUCGGGAGCACGGUGCCUUUGCUGGUUACUCUCAUCUGUUGUCAAGAACAACUCUAGGAGAAAUUCUCAGAAUGAUUUGACAUAAAUUCAGUUUGAAUCCAAUGAGUUCUGUCCUUCAGCUGUCCAUAAACGCUUCCUUUGUUUCUGUCGAGCUCUAUAAUUACUGCCUGAAUCUGCCUCCAACCUACUGCGGUGCCAGCUUUUUGUGCACGGGGCUAUUUCGGGGCUAAAAGAUGUUACACAACGUAGUAGUUUUUCAUAUCAAACUGAAAGUCUCUAUUCUAACCUACUCAGGGUAAAUAAAACACAAACCCCCCCCUUCCACCAAAAAGCCUGUAAUGUUGCAAUAAAUGCAGUCUCAUUCUAAAUGGUUUAUUUAUGCUGCAUUAUUUUAAGAUGUAAUUUUAUAGUGUUUUAUCCAUCUUUCUGGCUUUGGCUGUCAGUCUUGUGUUAAAGGAAAGGAUAUUAAGUAGUCUUUAUUCAGUUUACAGUGUUGUCAUUAGUGACAUACAAAGAUAAUGACCGUAAGCCAAUUAACGUGGAGUGUCUCUGCGUGCUAAAUUUAGGAAUGAAAACUUGUAGUGGCUAGAGAUUUUAAUUGUAUUUGAGGAGAGAAAGCUGCUCUGUCCCUGCUGGGGGAGGAUGGUGUGAGGGCAGCCUCUGCUGGAGGGGAGUGGGUUUUUAACCCCUGGCGAUGGGCAGCCUUACAGCGCCGCUGCUUCGGUCCCAGCCCGAACAGCAGCUUGAGUAAUCUCACGUGCUUUUCCCUUGACGCAGCGCAGGUGGAAAUGGGCUGAAGGGAUGGCUUUGUCACCUCUCUGAGAACUGGCUUCCAGUUGUUUGGUGCCAAAGGGUAAAACUGCAUCCUGUUCAGGUGAACAUGAGGGAAGAGAGGCUGUGCAAAGGAUACUUUAUGCCUGGGAAGUGUCGUGUCACCCUGUAGGGAAGAGAGCUUCAUUUUGGCAGUGGCAGCGAUGAGCUGGGGACCCCAGCCGACCUGGAAAUGGGCUGAUCGUGGUUCUUCUGUGCUUGGUGCCGUGCUGUUGCAUUUGGGAUUUGCAUCCACAAACCGUUCAUUAACAAAGAGUUGUGUGGUUCAUUCUGGUAACAGAGUGCAGUGAGGUGGCAGCAGCUUCGUUUUGCGAUGCAGUUUGGUUACAGGGCAGCAAGAACUGCUUUAAGCAUGGAAGAAAAAGUCUCAGGCCUGCGUGGCUGGGAUUGUCCUGCCAGCUCUCUUGGUAGAGCUCCGCAUUGGCAGCAUGUGAGCAGCAGCUGGGGCUGCGUGGGGAGCCCGGGGCCUCACGCCUGUCCCACCGUGCAGUGUGGCAAGGCUGGUGGAGGGACAGCGGGUACACACACGUGAGCCUCCUGCUGCAGGAGCAGGUAGACUUCCUGGGGGCUGCAGGGGUUCUUCUGGUGGGAUAAAGGUUCCAGAUGUGGCCUGAAAUGUGGCAGCUAGGGCAUUUAGCAACCUCUUCUGAGCCUCCCCAUCCUUCAGGGAAGCAUUUUUCCAUGCUGCUUUUGCUACUUGUGACUUAAGCCACCUGAAACGCACUUCUGGUUGGAUCAGAUAGCAUCUUCAGAAACUCCUUUGUGACAGAAAUGAGUAGAAGACUCUGCCAAAGGCUUUGAAACGGGAAGUGAGUUUGGAAGAGUGGUGACGGGGCUGUCGGGGUUUAACCUCUCUGCCCUUUUCUCUUCACAGCUACUCUUUUCUGUUUGUGUGUCCUAAGAAAAGCAGCGUGUUCUGGGUUCCUGCUGAUUUUUGGGUGCCAAGGGUUUGCUGUUACCCUCUUGUACGGGCAUCGGGCAGGCUGUGAUUUAGGUGAAACUAAUUGGAGCUCGUAAUGAGGCAGGAGUAGCGUGAUUCUGUGAGUGCAUGGGCCCCCGCACCAUGAUUGCGUUGUAUGGGUGUGUGCUUUUGUUGUUUAAUUGUUGGUCUGCUUCCCUGAGUGUUCCGUGCUGCCUGUAUCUGAUCCGUUUCACCAUGGACACGUGCAUCAUCCCCAGCGCUGUGCGAUGCAACGUUGUGCUGCCAGGAUAGUCAUUGACACGCUUGGAUGGGGGGAGAUGGCGGAGCAGGAGAGGGCAGUUGCAGCGAAGCCCUAAGAUUCCUCAACGCCAGAGGAUUUUCUGUCCUCGUCCCGUUGCUGCCCCAUAAUAUCAUUUUUAAUCAAGGGGGAAGUUUCUGCCGUUGUUGGUCUGGUGAGAUGCUGCGUUCCCGGGAAGGGGCAUGUUCUGUUGAUAGGCUGGAGCCUCUAAGAGCAGCGUGCCCUCUCUCUGUGAAUUCUGCAAAUCACUAACUCCUUUAUCUGUCGGAGAGCAAAAUUGUGCUGCUCCGGGUCAUUCUGUGUUAAAGGUUUUGCUGUUUUCUGGCUGAUGGGGGUUUAUUUGGUUACUUACAGUUCCUAGAUGAAUGCAGAAGCUUAAAUAUGUAGGAUGGGUCUAACUGCCAACACUGGCAGCUCCAGUCGCCAAGCAGCGACCCAAGCAGUGCACUUGGUGUGCAGGUGAAGGCUGCAGGAGUUGCUUUUCCUGCUUGUGAUGGUGGAGGGAUGGUAAAUCAGCACUGUUUAAAUGCUGGUACUGAAUUAUAUAGAACAAAGUACGAAUCGGGCACUUGUGUAAUGCUGACUGUGUCCAGAAAGACGAGUUUGCAGAACCUCAAUACUGGUGUCUAAAAUGCACUUUAGGUUAUUUUAUCUUUAACCCGAUUGCUGCAAUUUCUUUUGUAUAUACUUUCACAAAGUUUAUUUUUGCUCUGAGUAAAAGUUAACAGGGGUGUGCAAAGAUGAGCACUUACCUUGGUGCAAUACUUGUAGCUGAAGAUCGUUGUCCCGUGUAGUCUGUCUGUCUGUGUCUAACGAGUGUGUAGUAACGAGCUCAGCGACAUUCUGCUCUUCCCUGUCUGCACCCAAGAGAAAUGAUGCAUCACUGCAAAUGUCCGAUCUAUGCAAAUAUUCCACGGAGAGCACUGUGCUUCGGCAACCUUUUCUCUCCCGCUUUCUGGUGGGCUGCUUGUCACUUUGGUGGGUUCAGGGCUGUGUUCUGCGGCGGGUCCUUCCCCCCUGCCCUCUGUCCUACCACACGAGCGUGCGCAGAAGUGACAGGCUGCUCUGCGACAGCCAUGGGGCACCUUCACAGUUUGUCUCUGCGGUCGUUUUUUGAUGUCAUUAUCUGCCUUACUUGGAGGAUGGUGCUUCCGUGGCCAUCCCAGAGAUGGUUUCUGCAGCUGCAGUGAUGGUGUUGAGUUGUUCCCAGCCAUCCUGCGCCAGCUAUCGAUGAGGCUGGAAGGAGCGAAUGACGGGCUGGUGGGUGGUGGAAUGGUUAGGGGAGAGCAGUUCAAGCAUCCUUGACCCUGGAGCUGCUCCUGGUUGGAGGGAACGCAGCCGGCACUGGGGAUGGGAGGCAGCCGGGCCCGUGGUGCAGAGCAGCCAGGGCUUGGUGUCCUGUUCCUGGCCAGUCACCUUGCUCUCCAUGCUGUUUUCCUCCCUGGAAUGAGGACGAUGAAACUUGUCCUUGUGAGAUGCUGUGAGAAGUCCUUGGCGCUGGUGAUGGGACCUGGUUGGGUGGAACUGUUGGGAGUCAGUUUGGACUGUAAGGCAAAGAAAGCACGUCUUUACUAAACCCUACGGAUUUCUGAUUGCGUAGUUUUUAAUUGGUACAUGAUUUUUUCCGUAACACAUUUUAGAAACAAUGUCAAGUUUUUAUAAGCGUUACCUGUAGUCGAUACUUAUGGACAGGGCUGAACUUUUCCCUUUUGCGUGUCUUGUCUUGACCUGUAUCCUCUGUCCUAGGGGUUGGGCUCUGUGUCUGCACUGAGAAAUGCAAAUUGAACUGGAUAUUUAUGUAGUGGUGUGCGUAGUCCAAGUGUGCGUGUGCUCGGGACUGGUUUAAGAUCCCACACCAUGCUUUGGUGGUGUGCAAGCUAGCCAAAAUUUGGUUCAUUAUGCAGUGUACACUUUCUCAAAUAAAUGCAGUUUCUACUUUUUCUUACAAGGAGUUUUUUUGCUAUGAUCUUUUCCAGCAAAUCAAGGGUGUCUCUGCAGCACCGUAGUCGCAGUAGCUGGUGUUUCUUUCCGUGUAGCUUUGUGUCUUUCCACUCGCUUCCCGAACGGAGCGAUCUGUCUGACCUUUGCUUUGGAGAGAGGGGGGGUAUGUGCGGUUCUGUUUCACACAGAGCAGCAUCGGCACGGUGGGCAGAGAUGUGAAACCUCGUGCCCGGUUAGUUACCAUGAUGGCUUUUGGCAUCAACAGCCGCGCUGCCGGCAAACCAGGGAGGCCCGGAGAGCCACAAGCUGGCUGUUGUUCCGUUUGCCACAGAACGGGAGCCGGGCAGCAGCUUUGGAGAUGGCAAAAACAAAAGAGCCCCAGUUUUUGAAGAGUGUGUGUAUGGUAUUAAAGGAAUUUAUUUAAUUAUGGAACGUAGGAACAAAUGUGCUUACAUUGAGCAAUGUGAAGGUGUUAGUUACAGGUACAGUACUUCCAAAGGAAGAGCAUCUCCAAACCCCAAAAAAGAGUAAAUAUGAAUUUGUAUUUUUUGAAGAAUGUAAAAUGUGAAAUAAUGGUGUUUGCUUAAUUGCUCAUUUUGUAUGAAGUUAAUAUUGUACUUUGAAAUAUCUGCAAAGAAGUGGAGAUUAACUUUUUUGGAAUUGAAAGCAAUAUUAAUACUAAUGGAAUCCUAAUUAAAUGCUUAUUUAAACAUUGUGUGAUAAUAGUCUUUCCUCAGAGUAUUUAUGAGUCAUGUGGGAGGUGUGCAGUGACACAGGUUGCCCCGAGCAGUAGUGGCUGCCCCAUCCCUGGAGGGGUUCCAGGCCAGGUUGGAUGGGGCUUGGAGCUCCUGAUCCAGUGGGAGGUGUCUCUGCCCAUGGCAGGGGUGGGACUGGAUGGGCUCUGAGGUCCCUACCAACCCAACCCAUUCUGUGAUUCUAUGAUGUGUGGGUAUUCUUCCCCUGCCGGCUCCGCUCAGGUUGGGAUGUGGAGGUGUUCCCAGAUCCUGACAGGCAUUUCCCCUGGCAGCCUUCAUCUCCUUGGGCUCCUUCAGGUAUGGAGAAGGGUUUGAGUGGAUGCUGUGGUGACCACGUUAUCCUUCAGUUUUGAAAACGGGAAGUGCUUGUGCAGCGCCUUUCCUGCAACCGCCAGCUGGUUCCGUGCAGGGACUACACUGCUGAGCACUCGGGAGGCUCCGAAACCACUGGAUCAUAGAAUCACCAGGCUGGAAAAUACCUGUUGGAUCAUUGAGUCCAACCAUUCCUAUCUGCCACUGAACCAUGUCCCUGAGCACCUCAUCUACCCCUCUUUUAAAUAUCUCCAGGGAUGGGGACUCAAUCAUCUCCCUGAAUGCGCCGCAGGGAAAGGGAAAAGGCAGCAUUGUCUGUGGUGAAGAUGAGGUUUACUAUCUACAACCUUUCAAGCAGGGAUGCCGAGUGAAGAAGAUCCCAAGGAAGAGAACAGGAACAUAGAGGAAGACUACUGGCAGUGAGGGAAAACAGAUGGAAUCCCCACUCUGAAUAAAUCAGGAUCUUGGCAUAGCGAGCCCCUCCCUGGCAGCUGAGGGGCAUCUC
This is a messenger RNA of Cuculus canorus (common cuckoo), 8791 nucleotides long. It is a transcript of the gene MTF1, whose product is annotated as metal regulatory transcription factor 1. The record is from RefSeq and is a predicted model, not a curated record. Gene Ontology annotation, cellular component: nucleus. Gene Ontology annotation, molecular function: RNA polymerase II cis-regulatory region sequence-specific DNA binding; DNA-binding transcription activator activity, RNA polymerase II-specific. NCBI's taxonomy places the organism in Eukaryota, Metazoa, Chordata, Aves, Cuculiformes, Cuculidae. Gene Ontology annotation, biological process: positive regulation of transcription by RNA polymerase II; central nervous system development. The coding region runs from base 159 to 2342 and encodes 727 amino acids. The transcript is spliced from 11 exons.